Molecule: messenger RNA, 4476 nt
Organism: Python bivittatus (Burmese python)
Lineage: Eukaryota; Metazoa; Chordata; Lepidosauria; Squamata; Pythonidae
Source: RefSeq, a predicted model, not a curated record
UCAAAAAGGCACAAAAGGGGGAGGUUUCCAAAAAUAAAAUUGCCCAUCCUAUCCAGAGCCAGCCAGUGCCAGAGGCAAAGGAGAGGGUGCUUGGAGCUGUCUGCAAAGAAGACCACGCGCUCUGACAGCCGCGGAGAGAAAGAGACGGGAGAACUCUAAGGCAGGGAACUGUUGCUCCCGGCUCGGGAAGACCUGUGUUAUUGCUCCUCUGAGCCUUGCUUUCCCAUCCAGACAGCAGGUAUUACUGAAGCCUCUUUUGGAUGUACCUGAAGAUGUGAAUGGCUCUGAAAUGUACCAGAGGGAUUUAGCUGGGGGGACUUUUCUCGGCAAUCCAAUUGCAUUUGGUAUAUGACACAACUAAUCCAAAGACAGUGUGCUUUUCCUCUUGGAUGGAAACCAUGAGGAGCUCUUGGAACAGUUUUCUCCCAUUAACUAUAGCACUUUUUAUGGGGGUUGUGGACUGUCAGAGACACUUUGCUGGGCAACCGGAUCAACGUCCUUCUUUCAGGACAGAUGCUGGGAAUAGGGAGAUGACACCGCUAAGAUUUCAGCAGAACCAAGGCAGGUUUGGGCCAAGAACUAAGGUGCACGGUUUGUUCCAGGUACCUGGUUCUUCUUCUACAUUGGAUCAUAUUCCUGUGACUCCUCAGACCAAUGCUGCUGCUAAUGCCCGGAUGAGAAAUCCAGCAGGGGGGGAACAUCAGAAACAAUACUCUGCUCCCACAUUCCGCAAACUCCCAUCUCUCACCAAUGUGAGAUCUCAGACCAGCAAUCCUAGAAGGAACACUGGUGCUCUGGGUAGAAGUCCAAGCUGGACUCUCCAGCAGAGAGCACCACCAGUGAACCUCGUCCAGAAUGGGCCAAGACCACGGACAGCCCCACAAGUGCAAAUGCAGGCUGCCAGAGGCCGGAUGGCAGGACCAAAUGUCUGCGGGGGACAAUGCUGCUCAGGGUGGACAACUGCUCCUAGUACAAAUCGAUGUAUUAAACCUGUAUGUGAUCCUCCAUGCCAGAACAAAGGAUCCUGUAGCCGUCCCCAGCUUUGCAUUUGCCGUUCAGGCUUCAGAGGCUCCCGGUGUGAAGAGGUGAUUCCAGAAGAAGAGUAUCACCCUCCUGGCCUUGCAACUGCCUUUCAGCCUCCGGCAGGUUCCCUUCAAAAGAGAAGAAACAGUGCAGAAAAAAGAGAGCAACAGCUACCUAUCAUACAGAAGCUACCAGCUGGGGUUCAGAACAGAAGCAGCUCCCUUGUUACCUCUCAGCUGUACACAGGAUCAUCCCGCACAGUCCGACGCUACCCAGCUAUAAAUCGUGAUCAGCUAAUUUUCAAUACACUUCCCAAUGGGAAUGGAUUUGAACAGAGCAGUGCUGUGCCACAAAUGGUACAUCCAGAACCUGUUUUAUCUCCCUGGGGAGCCAACCUGACAGAAAAAAUCAGGAAGAUAAAGAUAGUCUUCACUCCCACAAUCUGUAAACAGACUUGUCACCAUGGCCGCUGCUACAAUAAUUGUGAGAAAGGGGACACUACCACCUUAUACAGCCAGAGCGGACACGACCAUGACCCCAAAUCUGGUUUUCGUAUCUAUUUCUGCCAGAUUCCAUGUCUAAAUGGAGGGCGCUGUGUGGGAAGGGAUGAAUGCUGGUGCCCAUCUAACUCUACAGGGAAAUUUUGCCAUCUACCAGCUCUAAAAGUAGAAAGGAAACAAGUUCCAAAUAGCCUGGCAAGCAGCUCCAUGAAGCAUUCUAUGUAUACACUUCCUCUGUCCAACCAACUUGCUUCAAUAUACCCUUCCCUGGUGAAUGUACAUAUCCGCCAUCCCCCAGAAGCCACGGUGCAGAUCCAUCAGGUGGCUAGAGUGAAGAGUGACUCAGGACCAUCAGAAGAGAACAGUGUGGAAAGUGUACAGAUACCCCAGCUUCCAAUGGCCUCUCAUUACAGUAAUAAUACCACCCCAAACAACAAUAUUGUCAUUGAAAGCAACCAGCAACAGAGGCCCCAGGGCCUCAUGGGAAAAUGUUACCUGGAGACAGUACAUGGAAAGUGUGCUGACCCAUUGCCUGGUCUGGCCAAGUAUGAGGAUUGCUGUGGAAGUGUGGGAGCCUUUUGGGGUUUCAGCAGUUGCAUUCCAUGUCCAGUGAAACCAGCUUACCCAGUAACUGAAAAUGGACAUGUAGAAUGCCCACAAGGAUACAAGAAGCUGAAUCAGAGUCACUGUCAAGAUAUUAAUGAAUGUAUGAUUCAAGGUGUAUGUAAAGAUGCAGAAUGUAUGAACACCCGUGGCAGCUUCGUCUGUACUUGUAAGCCUGGUACUAUGUUGGACCCAUCACGCAGUCACUGUAUUUCGGAUAAGGCAGUUUCCACAGAACAAGGGUUGUGCUAUCGCUCGGUGAUAGAAGGAAAGUGUACUCUGCCACUUAAUCAGCGGAUCACCAAACAGAUCUGCUGCUGCAGUCGUGUUGGCAAAGGAUGGGGGAGAAACUGUGAGAUAUGCCCGUUGUUGGGCUCUGAAACAUUUAAGGAGAUUUGCCCUGCAGGCCAUGGCUACACUUAUGCCAGCUCAGACAUUCGGAUGUCCUUGAGGAAGGCAGGAAUUGAUGAGCUCCCCCCACUCAGCUCAGAGGAGCAAAGGGGACAUAGUGAUCAGAGGUCUAACUGGACAAUUAGACAGAAGGAAGUGCAGGAGGUCUUGAAUGGUGGUGCUAUAGAUAUUUUUCCCCCAACUGACAUCCCAGCAGGAAAAGCAGAAUCCCAAGAAGAUCAGGAUACAGAUGAUGCUAUCCAAGAAAGUGAUACUAAUCCAGAGAUAAAUGCAUGUUCCUCUUCACCUGAUAUCUGUGGUCCAGGCACUUGUGUGAACUUUCCUGAAGGAUAUACCUGCUUGUGUUAUCCUGGUUAUCAACAGCAUCCUAGUCACACCUAUUGCAUUGAUAUUGAUGAAUGUGAGAGAAAUCCAUGUGAUGGGAAGGGUCACUGUGUCAACACUGAAGGCUCUUAUUCUUGUAUCUGUUUUUCUGGGUAUAGCAUUCUCACUUCACAAAACAUGCAAACAUGUCAGGAUCUAAAUGAGUGUGACCAGCCAGAUGUGUGCCAUGGAGGGCAGUGUAUCAACAUACCUGGCUCAUAUUACUGUGAGUGCAAAAUAGGCUACAUCCUGAAUCGCAAAGGACAGUGUGAAGAUAUUGAUGAAUGUACAACCUAUAACAUCUGUCCCAGAGGGCGCUGCAUCAAUACUGAAGGCUCUUUUUCUUGUGUGGAUUGUGAUAAUGGCUAUGUUGCAUCAAUGGAUGGAAGAACAUGUGAAGAUAUUGAUGAAUGUAAUUCACACAUGGCCUGCCCACAGGGAAUCUGCACUAAUACACCAGGCUCCUUCAUUUGCCAAGCUUGUGAAACAGGCUAUGUUCUCUCAUCUAACAGACAGUCUUGUGAAGACAGUAAUGAAUGUGAAUACCCAAAUACUUACUGCUUAGGAGGAGAGUGUGUAAACACACCAGGAUCCUACACAUGUCAUUGUCAGCUGGGAUUUGAACUCGUCAAUGGGACCACAUGUGAAGACCAGAAUGAGUGUCUGGAUAGUGGCAUCUGCAGCCCCAAUGGCGAAUGCCUGAACAGCCAUGGAUCUUAUUUCUGCAUUUGUGCUCUUGGCUUCUCAAAUGCUGCUGGUGGAGUCAGCUGCCAAGAUGUGGAUGAAUGCGCCGAUCAGUCCCGGUGUUUGAAUGGCCAGUGCCUCAAUACAGAAGGAUCUUACAGGUGCUUGUGUCAGACUGGCUUCCAGCAUUUGCAGGAAACAGAUGACUGUGUAGAUGUGGAUGAAUGUAAAGAAUUUGGGGCUGCUGCUUGUGGCAUAUGGCAAUGCCAGAACACCUUGGGUUCAUUCCACUGCAUUAUGGGAUGUCCUCCUGGCUUCCAUCGCACACCAUUUGGUGAAUGCAUUGAUAUUGAUGAAUGUGCCAAUGAGACCCUGUGUGGAAACCAUGCUUUCUGUGACAACACUGUUGGGUCAUUCCAUUGCCUGUGUGAUCGUGGCUAUAAAAACUCACCUUCAAGCCAUGACUGCAUUGAUGUAAAUGAAUGUGAGCUGAUGGUUGCAGUGUGUGGGACUGCACUUUGUGAAAAUGUAGAAGGAGCCUUCCUGUGCCUGUGUCCAAGUGAUCAUGAGGAGUAUGACACAGAAGCUGGGGAAUGCCGCCCCCGGUCAGGCAUAGGGGAACCUGGAAGGCCUGCGUCUUUACAUCCAGGUAGUGCAGAGCGGAAGGAGUGCUAUUAUCACAUCAGUGAUGUCCCAUUGUGUGACAGUGUCUUGGCCAAUAACACCACAAAAGAGGAAUGUUGCUGCACUGAAGGAGCAGCCUGGGGAGAUAAUUGUGAAACAUAUCUGUGCCCAGUCAUUGGCUCAGUGGAAUAUAUUGAGAUUUGUCCCAGUGGGAAGGGCUAUAUUCCUGUAGAAGGAACACUGAUUUUUGGACAGACAUCUUACACAG